AUGAGACUCGGGAGCUUCCUCUCCGAGAAAAGCUGGAUGCAGUUGCUGGUCGACAGCAAGGCUUCCAAGAUGCCUACCAUCUGCCUGAAACAGCCAAAAGAGACUAGAGCCCCUUCUCUCCACCAUGUGUACAUCAUCAAUGUGACCUGGUCCGACUCCACAUCCCAGACCAUCUACCGGAGGUACAGCAAGUUCUUUGACCUGCAGAUGCAGCUUUUGGAUAAGUUUCCCAUUGAAGGUGGCCAGAAGGACCCCAAGCAGAGAAUCAUCCCCUUCCUUCCAGGCAAAAUCCUCUUCCGGAGAAGCCACAUCCGGGACGUAGCUGUGAAGAGGCUGAAGCCCAUCGACGAGUACUGCCGGGCACUUGUCCGACUGCCUCCCCACAUUUCACAGUGUGAUGAAGUCUUUCGGUUCUUUGAGGCCCGACCAGAGGAUGUCAACCCCCCAAAAGAGGACUAUGGCAGUUCCAAGAGGAAAUCAGUGUGGCUCUCCAGCUGGGCUGAGUCUCCCAAGAAGGACGUGACAGGUGCCGACACCAACGCCGAGCCCAUGAUCCUGGAACAGUACGUGGUGGUGUCCAACUAUAAGAAGCAGGAGAACUCGGAGCUGAGCCUGCAGGCCGGGGAGGUGGUGGAUGUCAUCGAGAAGAACGAAAGCGGCUGGUGGUUUGUGAGCACCUCUGAGGAGCAGGGCUGGGUCCCUGCCACCUACCUGGAGGCCCAGAAUGGUACUCGGGAUGACUCAGACAUCAACACCUCCAAGACUGGGGAAGUGUCCAAGAGACGCAAGGCCCAUCUGCGGCGUCUGGAUCGCCGGUGGACCCUGGGCGGGAUGGUCAACAGGCAGCACAGCCGAGAGGAGAAGUACGUCACUGUACAGCCUUACACCAGCCAGAGCAAGGACGAGAUUGGCUUUGAGAAGGGCGUCACUGUGGAAGUGAUCCGGAAGAACUUGGAGGGCUGGUGGUACAUCAGGUACCUGGGCAAAGAGGGCUGGGCGCCAGCAUCCUACCUGAAGAAAGCCAAGGACGACCUGCCAGCACGCAAGAAGAAUCUGGCAGGCCCAGUGGAGAUCAUCGGGAACAUCAUGGAGAUCAGCAACCUGCUGAACAAGAAGGCGUCGGGGGAUAAGGAGACUCCACCGGCCGAAGGAGAGGGCCCUGAGGUCCCCAUCGCCAAGAAGGAGAUCAGCCUGCCCAUCCUGUGCAAUGCCUCCAAUGGCAGCGCUCUGGGCGUCCCUGAGAGGAGUGUCUCCAAGCUGGCCCAGGGCUCGCCAGCCGUGGCCAGGAUUGCCCCUCAGAGGGCCCAGAUCAGCUCCCCGAACCUAAGGACAAGGCCUCCACCUCGCAGAGAAUCCAGCCUGGGGUUCCAGCUGCCGAAGCCACCAGAGCCCCCUUCUGUUGAGGUGGAGUAUUACACCAUUGCUGAAUUCCAGUCCUGCAUCUCUGACGGCAUCAGCUUUCGGGGUGGACAGAAGGCAGAGGUCAUCGAUAAGAACUCGGGUGGCUGGUGGUACGUCCAGAUCGGUGAGAAGGAGGGCUGGGCCCCCGCGUCGUACAUCGAUAAGCGCAAGAAGCCCAACCUCAGCCGCCGCACGAGCACACUGACCCGGCCCAAGGUACCACCCCCCGCCCCCCCCAGCAAGCCCAAGGAGGCCGAGGAGGGUCCAGUGGGCUCUGGGGAGAGCCAGGACUCCCCGCUGAAGCUCAAGUAUGAGGAGCCUGAAUAUGACAUCCCUGCCUUCGGCUUCGACUCAGAGCCAGAGCUGAGCGAGGAACCCACGGAGGACAGCGGCUCGGGGGAGCGGCGGCCCGCCCAGCCCCGUAGGCCCUCACCGGCCUCCUCACUGCAGCGGGCCCGCUUCAGGGUGGGCGGCUCUUCAGAGGACGUGGCCCUGGAGGAGGAGACCAUCUAUGAGAACGAGGGCUUCCGGCCGUGUGUCGAGGAUGCCCUGUCAGCCAGACGCUCCUCCCGGGACAGUGACUCCCCGGGGGGCUCCCCUCUGUCCCUUGCUAGAAAAAACUCCCCCAAAUCAGAUUCCCCCAAAUCGUCAUCGCUCCUAAAGCUCAAGGCAGAGAAGAACGCCCAGGCAGACCUGGGGAAAAACCACUCCUCUGCCUCCUUUUCUUCAUCCAUCACCAUCAACACCACCUGCUCUUCCUCCUCUUCCUCCUCCUCCCUGUCCAAGAACAGUGGUGACCUGAAGCCCCGUUCUGCCUCGGACGCAGGCAUCCGUGGCACGCCCACGGUUGGGGCGAAGAGGGACGCCGACCUAAAGGCUGGGCUGACCUCGUGCACCCGGGCUAAGCCGUCGGUCCGGCCCAAGCCGUUCCUGAGCCGAGCAGAGUCCCAGAGUCAAGAGAAGAUGGACAUCAGCACUUUACGGCGCCAGCUGAGACCCACAGGCCAGCUCCGGGGCGGUCUCAAGGGCUCAAAGAGCGAGGAUUCAGAGCUUCCCCCUCAGACGGCCUUUGAAAGUCCCAGUGAGGGGUCCAGGAGAGGCUCCGCUGACCUCAUUACCCCCCCAGCCGCCACACCCCCGUGUCCCACCAAGAAGGGACGAGAAGGGCAGGCCGCCUCCUACACGACAUGUAGUGCCUACCAGAAGGUCCAGGACUCAGAGAUCAGCUUCCCCGCAGGCGUGGAGGUACAGGUGCUCGAGAAGCUGGAAAGCGGCUGGUGGUACGUGAGGUUUGGGGAGCUAGAGGGCUGGGCCCCUUCCCACUAUCUGGUGCUCGGCGAGAACGAGCAAUCGGACUCCUCUGGCAAAGAGCCAGACACAGUGAGCGCCCAAAGCAAGCAGAACGAGGGCAAGUCAGACAGCCUGGAGAAGAUCGAGAAGCGGGUCCAAGCACUGAACACCGUCAACCAGAACAAGAGGGCCACGCCGCCCAUCCCCUCCAAGCCUCCGGGGGGCUUCGGCAAGACCUCGGCCGCCGGGGCAGUGAAGAUGAGGAACGGGGUGCGGCAGGUGGCAGUGAGGCCUCAGUCGGUGUUUGUGUCCCCGCCACCCAAGGACAACAACCUGUCCUGCGCCCUGCGUAGGAACGAGUCGCUUACUGCCACCGACGGCCUCCGGGGUGUCCGCCGGAACUCCUCCUUCAGCACCGCCCGCUCGGCUGCCGCAGACGCCAAGGGCCGCCUGGCCGAACGGGCCGCCAGCCAGGGCUCAGACGCGCCUCUGCUGCCCGCCCAGCGCAACGGCAUUCCCGUGUCCCCCGUGCGCCCCAAGCCCAUUGAGAAGUCCCAGUUCAUCCACAACAACCUCAAAGACAUCUAUGUCUCCAUCGCGGACUAUGAGGGGGAUGAGGAGACAGCAGGCUUCCAGGAGGGUGUGUCCAUGGAGGUCCUGGAGAGGAACCCCAACGGCUGGUGGUACUGCCAGAUCCUGGAUGGCGCAAAGCCCUUCAAAGGCUGGGUGCCCUCCAACUACCUGGAGAAAAAGAACUAA
Messenger RNA from Puma concolor (puma), 3450 nucleotides. NCBI's taxonomy places the organism in Eukaryota, Metazoa, Chordata, Mammalia, Carnivora, Felidae. The record is from RefSeq and is a predicted model, not a curated record.